Oldenlandia corymbosa var. corymbosa is the source of this 1100-nucleotide messenger RNA. The record is from the annotation of a GenBank genome assembly. Lineage: Eukaryota; Viridiplantae; Streptophyta; Magnoliopsida; Gentianales; Rubiaceae.
AAGAAACAUAUUUGAUAAUCUGAAAAAUCUUUGGUUUAUAUUAAGGAUUCAUUAGAGUUUUUUCUAAUACUAAUAUAUAUGAUUAUUUUAAAUUUGGUCAAUUUCGAUAGAUUUAUGAGUAUUAAGUAACAGUGAAAAUGUUGCGAGCGGAUACUUUUGAUACAACAAAAUAGUUAUAAAAUUAUGUUUAUUAUUAAUAGUAAACUUAAUUUCAAAUAUGUUAUCUAAUACCAAUAGCUUCUCUUCUACCUUCGACCCCCAGUCGACCCGCGACUGAAACCCUUUGACUCGAAAUUUUCCCCAAUCGGCGGCCGAACCCUAGCCGCCGAUUCACCCCAAUCGCUUCUUCCCCAACCCCCACCCCCAUACCGGCGACUGCUCUGUGUCCUCACCCGUCCAAAUCGAAGUGCCUCCAAACCACGUCGACUCCUCUGUGUCCUCACCCGGCGACUCCAACCCGGCGACACUCCUCCAAUGUGGCGCCUCCAACCCGGCGAUACUCCUCCAAUCCGGCGCCUCCAACCACGGCGACUCCAAUCCGACUGACGGAGACUCCGGUGAACUAAGGUAUCCCCAACUCAUGGUUGUGAUUAAAAGCAAGUGAUAUUGCUGCUGCUGCUUUGGGCAUCGGGUAGGGUGAGUAAGAAAGGAAUAGUGAUGCUGGGCAUUUCAUAUGGGGAGCUGUUUCUUAUAAUUGGAGCAACUGCCGUUCUAAUUGGCCCUAAGGAUUUACCAAUAAUUGCCAGAACCGCUGGUAGAUUAGCUGGACGCGCCAUUGGAUAUGUCCAAGUCGCCCGUGGCCAAUUUGACAAUUUUAUGCAACAAACUCAAGCUCGCCAGGUGCAUAAAGAACUGCAAGAUACAAUUGCACAGUUAGAAGCUAUUCGUCAUGAAAUUCGAACUAUAUCUUCCAUAAAUCCUUUCCCUUUGACUCGAAGGUUCGUGGACAAUGUGGAAACUGCACUUCCUAGCAAUGUUGAAAUCGGGCCUGAAAAAUCAGGGAAAGAGAGCACAUUAGGAAACCCAAAAGCCAAGGAUCAAGGUUCACCGACAUUACACCCAUCUUGUAAAACAAUAUGGUAAAAGAUGUUUUCAUUAUA